Zootermopsis nevadensis is the source of this 1195-nucleotide messenger RNA. RefSeq lists its product as uncharacterized. The record is from RefSeq and is a predicted model, not a curated record. Lineage: Eukaryota; Metazoa; Arthropoda; Insecta; Blattodea; Termopsidae.
UUUGACGCUUCGACCUACCCAAAAAUGUGCAGCGGCAAAAUAAACAAUGGCACAGAAUCUGACUCCGUUUCCUGUACAGACAACGAAAUAUGGAAAAGGGAAAUCUAAAGGUUUCUCAAUCAUUCAGUUCAAUACUCCGAUUGGGAAAAUUUCUACAUGUCUGUUGGUUACUCUGAGCAAUAUUUCACAGAACAUUGUACGCGUAUGAGAAACCAAUCGCCCAAAACCACAGUAAUAACGUACUAUUGGAAAAUGGCUUCCGCCAAACCAAGAGCAGAAGAACAGAAGUCAUUACUUUCAAUAAUAAAAGAAUGUGGACUUAAGCCUUUGACGAAGAAGAAUGUUUUGUUCUACUACACGCCUGUUCUGGGUGCCGCAAGCUAUACUUUUUUGUCUGUAAAUGUUAUGAACCCGGGUUUGGUGGUAAGAUUCGCCCCAAAGCGUGAUGUCACCAACAUAUUGCUUUUCAGUACAUUUAUUGGAUCUGGAUUGUACAUUUAUAAUCGACCACAUUUAAAUGCUGCACCAUGGACAUUGCGAAUUGUUUAUAGCACUUUUGGUUCUGUCAUCUUUGCAUUUGGUUCAGUCCUCCUGUGGGCUGUACUCAGAAAUGCACUUCCUCAAAACAUGGCUCUUUGCAGCCUUGUUGGAGUAUCCUCAGGAAUCACACUUAUUGGAGUUGGACAGAACUACCUAAAUUUUGUAGAUUCACAGCUUGAAAUUGGAGGAUCUGAAUAAAAUACAUAAUUAAAUUUGGUUUAUCAUGUAAUUAAUUAUUAUUAACAGGUUAAACAGUAGUGUAACAUUUCAGUGUGGACAUUGAAUUGAAUUUGAAAAGUGAGACAUAAUAACAGGCUGUCAAUUAUGUUUAGGUUUGGACCUGUCAGAACUGAAGUACCUUUUAAAAGUUGAUAUAUUGAAUUCUCAUAUAAUAUAUCCAAUACAUACUCUAGUCUGUAAUAAGGAAAUUGAGAGAGAUGUUAACCAUUGUUUUGUGGAGUUUCUCAUGCUGCUUUUGAAAGAAUUAUAAAUUUAGAACAUUGUGAUAAUGUCCCAGUAUUUUCAUCUUGCAUUGGACACCAGUUAUACAGAACAAAUUUUUGUGCACUAACAAGUUUCCGAUGAUGCUUUUGGAUACUGUAGGUGAUAUCUGUGUUCUGUUGCUUAGCCAAUAAAGGCCAGAUGGAUGUGAUUA